Acaulospora morrowiae is the source of this 903-nucleotide messenger RNA. The record is from the annotation of a GenBank genome assembly. NCBI's taxonomy places the organism in Eukaryota, Fungi, Glomeromycota, Glomeromycetes, Diversisporales, Acaulosporaceae.
GUCGAGUCUGAAUCCUCUGGAUCUAAGGAAAAGGAAGUGGUUUUAACAAGUGAUGAGAUUCAAAUUCCAUUAGAGAGGGAUGAUUCAUUGGGAUUGAGUCAACCUAUGUCUGGAAUUGUAAUAUCAUCGCAGGGUUCACUGACUAAUAUUAAUUCCUCAAAGUUAAAUAAUGAUAAUCAACAAUCUGAUAUUGAGAUAUGUGAGAUUCGAAAGGAUGAUUUGUCUAGUAGGGCGUAUAUGUUAAAAAAAAUUUUUACCGAUGUUACAACCGAUCAAUUGGAUAUACGUGGCGAUCAACUUUUUUCGAGGAAUGAUAUGGUCGAAUCUUUUCUUACAUCCAAUUUCGAUUCUCUCUUUGAUGAUGAUGAUAUCUAUUUUUCAUCCGUAUCCCUGCCAUUUCUACCAUCUUAUUCAACAUUGGAUGUUGAGACGUUGGAGAAUUACUUUAAGGAGUGGAUCGUUCAAUAUGAUAAACUUGGAUUGGUUAAGCGGAAAGCUGAUGAGAACAUGUUGAAAAUGUUAUACAAUCUUCGGAAACUAUUUUUGUCAUUGCUUGUGGUACUUACAAUGGAUUAUGAACAGAAGAAUGGGGUUCCACCUACAUCAAAAAUCCUACGCGGUCUUGUUGCGGAGAAGAUGAUGACCAUUCUUUGUAUUGAUGGAAGGCAGGAGCGAAGAUAUUGGAGUGGAAUGUGGAGAUUGAUCGAAUUACUUCAUGUAACUCGAUGUCGGGUGGAUUUUCUCGUGAAGGCUCGAAUUAAUGCCACAUUUCUAACGACAGCAUCUAUUAGUGAUUAUGAUAAAUUUCUUAAAGCUCUUUUAAAUGAUGAGGAGGCUUCUCAUAAAAAUCCUUUAUUUGAUGAGUUAUUGAUGCAAAAGGUUAAGGAUAUUAUUCAUGUGUGA